Molecule: messenger RNA, 1482 nt
Organism: Solanum dulcamara
Lineage: Eukaryota; Viridiplantae; Streptophyta; Magnoliopsida; Solanales; Solanaceae
Product: protein METABOLIC NETWORK MODULATOR 1-like
Exons: 3
Coding region: 25-1266 (413 amino acids)
Source: RefSeq, a predicted model, not a curated record
AGUUCUGAAGCCUCCUCUGAGAAAAUGGAGGUACUUCAGAAGACUAGUGCAAGGCAGACUUCAGAACCUAAUUUUGCGGAAAUGAACCAACCUGUUCAAGGGGACAGCUCCAGCACCCCUGCUAUCCUUCCUUUGAAGCGAAGAAGGGGUCGCCCUCGUAAGGAUCCUAGCUUAAAGCGUGUUGUUCGUGCUCAAGUUCCUCCACCUUUUGAACUAGUGCAAGAGAUCCAACCACAACAAGUAAAUAGAAAUGAUGUAAAUAAUGGGAUGAUAGGUCAGGCUGUUACAGGUGUUGUUGAGGCUGCAUUUGAUGCUGGUUAUUUGGUCAAUGUUAGAAUUGGUGACUCCAAUACGAACUACAGGGGUGUUGUUUUUAAGUCAGGACAUUAUGUUCCUGUCACAGCAGCAAAUGAUGUAGCCCCACAUCUUCAGAUGAUUAGAAGAACUGAGGUCCAUCCUGCUCAAAACCAGCUUCAGGUGUAUGGCCAUAGGGCUGAGCGGAAUGGAUCACUUAAUCCUGGAUCUAGGUCCUCAAAAAGCAAACAGGUAGUAAUGCAUCCUUCAGUCCCUCCAGUGGGUGCCAGAGGCACAGUAGUUCCUGUUGUGCUACAACCUGUCAAUUUAACAAAUGGACUAGCAUCUAGUCAAAAUCCUGCGUCCCAAGCUUCUAACAGGGAGUCUUCAAGGGAGAGAGAGGUUCAGAUGGUUAAGCCAUUAGCUAUGCUUCCACCUGAUGGACCAGUAACCCCUGGACAGUUACCACCGGAACCAACUCGUGAAACACUUCCUUCACAAACUCAAGUCAGCAACAAAGUAGCAAUAGGUCCUGGGAAGAAAGAAGAUUGCUCUCUUAGCAAGGAAGCAGAAGUAGUGCAAGGUGAAGAGGUGAAGCCAGUUGUAUCAACCAACGUAACAAUGCCUGUUGCAGUGGACAAGGUGUCUCAAGGAUCUGGGCUGUCACCAAAAAAAGAUACUGGAACUGACGAGGUCUCUCACCAGCUGUCAGCAGAACAUUUACCUGUGAUACCAAAACAAGAUACGUUGAAUCAGGUUCCCUCAGCAGAACUAAAACCCCCUCUUCAUACCCAGGCUACAUCUGUUUCUAAGCCGUUGAUGAAUUAUGGUACUGGCAGGAUGACCGAACUUCUACAGGCUGUGCAGGAAAAUCUGAAGGAGAACCAGCUGCUUCGUGCUGGAGAAUCAGGACUUGGUGUGAUGAAGACUCCAACAACUGAUGGCAGUAAAGAGGAGACUAGUGUUCAGUAGCAUAGCAGGAACAUCCGCAUAUUCUCAUCUCUGAAACUCACAUACCAUAGACCUGGCAGAUUGUAUAGUCAUACUAAUGCCCUGAAAUUGCUCCUCGUUGGCGUUAGCCAAAUGUCGAAAAGCUUAUCUUUAUAUGUUUAUCAGUUCAGACUAGAAUCUUGCAUAGUCUUAAACGCUUGUGGAUGCUGUUUAUAAUGGUGGAUUAUAAUUUCCGUA